AUGGCCACCAAAGAGGACUCGUUAAUGCUCUCCGAUGACGACGAACUCUUCAGCUCACAUUUCAAACCUCAACAUGAGACUGUCGAGACCCUGCCCCUCUACAGACCAAAUCUCGGCGACUAUGAUUCCUCCGACUCUGACACCAUGGCGACUCUCCCCUCAACCCAGUCCAUCCUUAAUAAGAGCAGACCAAACCCAAGUCGACAGACCCAACCCACCCAAGUAAUACCUCGAUCGUCCUCAUUUGACAUUCUCACAUCCCCUCCCAAGAUGUCGGCCAUCCAGGUGGCAGCAUCCUCUCCGGUAGUGGCGCAACAAGCAAUGCAAAAACAACGUGGGCUUCUCGCCAGUGCUAUGGCACCAGCGGGCACCGCUUUCAGAUUACCUGUCACACAGAAACGAGCCCCACCGAUCACGAUUGAUAGUGAUGAUGAGGGUCCAACAUACCGUGCAGCCUCUUCUGAUGAUGAUGGGCCUAGUCCAAGGACAAAUGACAUCAAAACAUCUGAUUUCUCACGCAAAACUCAUCCAGACAAGGUUGCUGAAUCACCGCACGCCCACGGCGAUGGUUCAGAUAGAUUCAAGCAGAUCACUGCCAACUCCAUGUAUCGAGCCCCGUCCAACACAAAACGAUCAGCAGACACCAAUGCCAAUGCUUACGGGAAUGCUACCAAGAAACCACGACAGGCUGGUCCUGCUCGGGCGAUUCCAGUCCCUGUCCAGAAGAAGCAGCCUGAAAUGGAUCUUGAUGAUGUCGACGACUAUAAUACGAGGCAGAAAGUCAAACGCUUGCUGGCAAUGUUUCCAACACUGUCCGUUCGGGAGUGUUACAAUGUCUUACAACACCAGAAAGGAAGUUAUGAUGACGCUGCCCACCAGCUCCUGAAUUUGAGCGAAAGAAGAGAGUCCAGUGGCAAGGUCAACGCAAUUGAUUUGACUUCUGAUGAUGAGUUGAUGCCGACUCCUGCUGCCAAAAUGCGACCGGCGCCAAAUGUGAAGCAGCAGGCGAAGGUGCCACAAAAAACGAUCGCAGAGAAAUGGGGAGGCUCGACCCAAAAUAUCAAAAAGCCCCCGAAAGUCAUCAGUGUAUUUGACACCCCACAACCACAAAAGAAAAGGACUCUAGUCCGUGGCCGAAGACGAUCUUCCUCGCCAUCCGAAGCUGUCCCUGCCAAACCACCACCCAAAGCCGUUCCAAUCGAGACCAUACAUUCCGACGAUUCCGACGAAGCAAACUCGGGCGUGGAUUCAGAUAUCCAAGUUAGCACAACAUUUCAAUCUCGACUUCUUGAGUUCUUCAAUACAUGUUCCGCCGCAGACCUUGUUGAUACUGCGUCGACAACCAGGGAGCUAGCCGAAUUCUUCGUCUCCGAACGGCCUUUCAAAUCCGUUCAAGCGAUCACCAAGCUUCAAGAUCCUUCUCUCAAACCGUCAAAGAGCAGAAAGAAGCCAAUUCCAAUAGGUGAGAGAAUUUUGGAAAAGGUUGAAACGAUGCUUGUAAGUUAUGAAGCUGUGGAUUUUCUCGUCAAGACAUGCCAGGACCUAGCUCGACCUCUCGCUGAUGAGAUGAAGAAAUGGGGUAUUAACAUGCACGGCUCUCAAAGUGGAGAGCUUGAGAUAGUAUCUCUGCAUAAUACUCAAAAGACCCAUGAUUCAGGCAUUGGAACACCAGUCAGUGAUGAAGAUCCCGACAAUAUCAGACAACCAGGGUCGAGAAAAGUCAUUGGUCAACCUUCAUUCAUGUCCCCAGAUAUUCAGAUGAAAGAUUAUCAGAUUGCUGGGAUCAACUGGCUAAAUCUCUUGUACAAAAGAAACUUGAGCUGCAUAUUAGCGGAUGAUAUGGGUCUUGGGAAGACAUGCCAAGUCAUCGCUUUCCUGGCACAUCUUUUCGAGGAAGGCCACACAGGUCCACAUCUAGUUGUUGUACCCGCUGCCACUCUCGAAAAUUGGCUGAAGGAAUUCAAACGUUUCUGUCCAGCUUUACACGUGGAGCCAUACUAUUCCACCAUCCCAGGGGAACGUGCAAUCCUGAGAGAGAACUUAGAAGAUUCCAGGGACGAGGUCAAUGUUAUCGUCACCACAUACACCAUAGCGAAAGCCAAGGAUGACUUUCCAUGGCUGCGAACUUUUGGAUUCGACUGCACCGUAUACGACGAGGGUCAUGUAUUGAAGAACGCAGAUUCCCAAGUGGCCUCCAAACUCAAAAGAAUACAGUCAAACUUUCGACUUCUCCUCACUGGAACACCCCUGCAGAACAAUUUGAAAGAACUCAUCAGUCUUCUGGCUUUUUUGAUGCCAACGGUAUUCAAGGACAAGCAAUCAGAACUGCAAACAAUCUUUACUCACAACGUCAAAGCGAUGGAUAACAACCAUGAAGCUUUACUUUCAGAACAAAGAAUUCUCAGGGCAAGAUCUAUGCUUACUCCGUUCAUAUUGAGACGUAAGAAAUACCAGGUUCUCAAGGACUUGCCAAAGAAAGAGCGCCGAGUGGAGUUGUGUGAUAUGACUGUUGAACAGGCCGAAAUUUAUCAGCAAUGGCUUGAAAAGGCCUAUAGCAUCCGAGAGCGGAGAGAAAGAGGUGAGAAUAUGGGCGUUGAAUCUGCUAAUAUCCUCAUGAGAUUGAGGCAGGCAUCGCUUCACCCAUUCCUCUUCCGCCGCCAGUAUCCAGACAAAAUGCUACCUAAGAUCGCUAGGCAGUGCCUGCGUGUGGAUAUGUGGCGUGAGUCCAACCCAGAACUCAUUGUCACUGAGUUGAAGGCCUAUUCCGAUAUGGAAAUCACCACCUUAUGCAAUUCGCAUAAACAAUUGGAGCAUUUCGCACUCAAUGACAACGAGUGGAUGGCCAGCGGCAAAGUGCAGAAGACCAUCGAAUUACUUCGCAAGUUCAUGUCAGAGGGUCACAGAACCUUGAUCUUUAGCCAGUUCGUCAUGGUUCUUGAUAUUCUGGAGUUAGUACUGGAGCGCGAGGCUAUCGACUAUUUUCGUUUGGAUGGAAACACGAAAGUUUCUGAACGUCAAGAUUUAAUCGACGAAUUUUCGGCUGAUGACAAUACAACCCCAGUCUUUAUGCUUAGCACGAAAGCAGGAGGUGCCGGUAUCAACCUUGCAAAAGCCAACAAAGUCAUCGUGUUCGAUAGCGGCUUCAAUCCUCAGGACGACAUUCAAGCAGAGAACCGAGCACAUCGAAUUGGACAAACUAAAGAAGUCGAGGUUAUCAGAUUGGUCUCGAAAGGAACCGUUGAAGAACAAAUCCAUGCAAUGGGUAUUACGAAACUCAAGCUUGAUGAACAAGUGGCCGGCGAUGGCGCAGAAGAGCAACCGUCAAAGAAUAGUGGUGAAGAAACUGAGAAGGAAGCUGAAGGCCGUGAACUGGUGGAGAACAUGUUCUUUGCGAAGUUGAAAGAGGAGCCUAUUGAGCAGGUCAAGGCAGAAGUUGUCAGCCCUGCCAAAUCAAGGGUUACGAAGUCUGAGAAAGUGGAAGCUGUUGACGUGAAGCAGGAAAGCGACGGUAAUAAUAAGAAACCUCGCCGGGACAGUGUCGAGCUCCCGAGUCGUUCACGCAGGUCAAAGCGAGCUUGA
This is a messenger RNA of Exophiala bonariae, 3579 nucleotides long. RefSeq lists its product as uncharacterized. Bases 1 to 3579 code for a protein of 1192 amino acids. Gene Ontology annotation, cellular component: nucleus. Gene Ontology annotation, molecular function: DNA binding; chromatin binding; ATP-dependent chromatin remodeler activity. The transcript has a single exon. Lineage: Eukaryota; Fungi; Ascomycota; Eurotiomycetes; Chaetothyriales; Herpotrichiellaceae. The record is from RefSeq and is a predicted model, not a curated record.